GUGCAUAUGACUUAAAGAACACGAUAUCUUAAUCUAAUCGAAGUCUCUUAGUCAACCUUUUUUUCAAGAUUCAAUCGACUGACGACAUUUAAUUAUUUCUUUUCUUUAACUUCAAAGAUUAAAUCUUUUUGAGUUUCAAGAUUCGAUCUAUCACUUUCCAUGGCUAGAGAAAACCAAUUGAUGAGCUUCUCAUUCAGUUUCAGAUAUCUCUGUCACUUUGCUCUACUCCUCUCUCUCCUCUCAUUCGUCUCUUUUCUCUUCAGACACAACACAUCACUCUGUUCUUGCCUUUACGAUCACAACCCCAAAGCUAACACAUUCGAUCACUACCACCAUAACAAUGAAACCAUUGAUCUUCUUAGAUUUUCUUCUGCUUGGAACCAUCUCACUUUCCCUUCUAAACCCAAGAAGACUCUCAAGAUCGCUGUGGUGGUCAAGAAAUGGCCGAGGAAAUCGCAAGCUGGUGGGCUCGAGCGACACGCGCUUACUUUGCACCUUGCUCUAGCUAAUCGCGGCCAUGAGGUUCAUGUUUUCACAGCUGCUUCUCCGUCGUUCCCUGAGUAUCAGCUGAAAAAUCUACUGUUUCAUCUCUCCGAGCCAACCGCUGCUGGAUAUCUCGAUCAAGCUUCUGUCUCGCUACAGCUUCAGACGCAGAACGCAAGUGGAAGACCAUUUGACGUGAUUCACACAGAGAGCGUCGGACUUCUCCACACAAGAGCUAAGAACCUCCGUAACGUGGUCGCGUCUUGGCAUGGAAUCGCUUACGAGACUUUUCACUCCGACAUCAUCCAAGAACUCCUCCGUCAAGCAGACAUCGCCGCCGCCGCCGCAGCUGGAACCGAAGAAGAACAGCCACCGCCUUCAUCUCCAGCUCUGACGGAGCGAGCGAAGAGAGUCGUCGAGGAAGUCAAAUUCUUCCAACGCUACGCUCACCACGUGGCAACUAGCGAUCAUUGUGGUGACGUACUCAAGAGGAUUUACAUGAUUCCGGAGGAACGUGUCCACAUCAUUCUAAACGGCGUCGACGAGAACGUUUUCAAACCGGACGUUUCAAAACGUGAGAGCUUCAGAGAGAAAUAUGGCGUUAGAAGCGGCAAGAACAAGAAACCUCCUCUGGUUUUGGGAAUUGCAGGGAGGUUAGUGAGAGAUAAAGGUCAUCCUUUGAUGUUCGCAGCUUUGAAACGAGUGUUUGAAGAAAGCAAGGAGGCACGUGAAAACGUUGUCGUUUUAGUAGCUGGAGAUGGUCCAUGGGGAAACAGAUAUAGAGACCUCGGGUCUAAUAAUGUGAUUGUUCUUGGACCAUUGGAUCAAGAAAGGCUAGCGGAAUUCUACAACGCGAUCGAUGUGUUUGUGAAUCCGACUCUUCGAGCUCAAGGGCUCGAUCACACUCUUUUGGAAGCCAUGGUUUCAGGCAAACCUGUCUUAGCUACUAGGCUAGCGAGUAUCACUGGGUCAGUAGUUGUCGGUCCACAUUUGGGAUAUACUUUCUCACCAAAUGUUGAGUCUCUUAGCGAGGCGAUUUCACGGGUUGUUAGCGAUGGAACUGAGGAAUUGCAAAGGAAAGGCAAGGAAGCGCGUGAACGGUCAUUGAGGCUUUUCACGGCGAAUAAAAUGGCUGAUUCAUAUGAAAGGUUUUUUCUUUGCAUUUCGGAUCAGAGCUUUUGUACGUUACAAGCUUCAAACAUAUGAGCGAUAACGCUAAUAUAGUUAAAACUCAAAAACAUAUGGAUUUGGAUUUGGAUUGUUUGGUUUCAU
Molecule: messenger RNA, 1755 nt
Organism: Arabidopsis lyrata subsp. lyrata
Lineage: Eukaryota; Viridiplantae; Streptophyta; Magnoliopsida; Brassicales; Brassicaceae
Product: D-inositol 3-phosphate glycosyltransferase
Exons: 2
Coding region: 160-1689 (509 amino acids)
Molecular function (GO): glycosyltransferase activity
Source: RefSeq, a predicted model, not a curated record